Messenger RNA from Penicilliopsis zonata CBS 506.65, 2110 nucleotides. RefSeq lists its product as hypothetical. Lineage: Eukaryota; Fungi; Ascomycota; Eurotiomycetes; Eurotiales; Aspergillaceae. The record is from RefSeq and is a predicted model, not a curated record. The transcript has 2 exons. Gene Ontology annotation, cellular component: nucleus. Gene Ontology annotation, biological process: mitotic DNA replication checkpoint signaling; cell division; DNA replication initiation. Gene Ontology annotation, molecular function: DNA replication origin binding; ATP hydrolysis activity; ATP binding. The coding region runs from base 53 to 1966 and encodes 637 amino acids.
CUCCCACAACCCGCUCCUGCCAUCACCACAAGCACCAAAGUACCUCAUCGUUAUGGCAGUGUCGGUCCUAGGAAAGCGCCAGCGUGAUGCAUUUGAACCGGAAGUGUUACCGCUGCGGACUUCCAGUAAGCGCCGAACGCGAACGCCUCGGAUUCUCCAGGAGGAGACUGAGCCAUCUGUGAGCACUACAUCACGACAGCUCAGAUCAAGGACAAGAAGCGGUUUUGUGGUGCAGGAGAACAACGCCAAAGGGAAGAGCGAGAAAGCCGAGGAUGCUCCUUCAAAGCAUACAGCGAAAGAUGGCACCGCUGCGCCGUGUACCAAGAUCGAAUUCCACCCUUCAUCCUCAGGAGUUGUGAACGAUGAGAACUCACAGCCCGUCGAGUUCAAAACUCCUCAGAAGACUCGAUUUCGAAAUGCAUUGGACACAACUUCUCCCGUUACGCCGAAGCGUCGCGUGCAGAUCAAUGCAAAGAGCUUGACUCCACGGACACCCCGACAGGUGUCUACCCCUGCUGCCGCCGCCCAGACAGUUUACACACAAGCACGACAACUUUUUGCGCGAGGAUCGAGGCCUUCUCGGCUUGUUGGGCGAGAAACGGAACGGGGAAAGCUGACCUCGUUCAUCGAAGAAAGCCUCCAGUUACAGAGGGGGGGCUGCUUGUACGUCAGCGGUCCUCCUGGAACCGGAAAAAGCGCCAUGGUGGACGAGGUCUGCCGCGAGAUGGAUAUAAAGUCUGUAAAAGUCACACAUGUCAACUGCGCGAGUAUGCGUACUGCUCGUGACAUUCAUAGCAGGCUCAUUGGAGACCUGUGUGACGACUCCCAGGUCUUUAAAAAGAAUGAGUCCGAUAGACUGAAGGCUAUGUUUGUGCCGGAAAAGAAAGAAGACAGUCUCUACCUGGUGACAUUGGACGAGAUCGACCAUCUCCUCGCUUCGGACCCGGAAGUCCUACAGUCUCUGUUUGAAUGGUCUCUGCAUAGCAUGUCCCGCCUUAUUCUCAUUGGAAUUGCCAAUGCCCUCGAUCUUACGGACCGCUCUUUGCCAAAGCUCAAAGCAAAAAACUUGAAGCCUCGCUUGCUGCCAUUCUUGCCAUACAAUGCAGCACAGAUUGCCGGGGUGAUCACGAAUCUUCUCCGAUCCCUUCUCCCUGCCGGGCAAGAAUUUGAUGCGAAAUUUGUACCAUUUGUCCAGCCUGCAGCAAUCCAGCUGUGUUCUAAAAAAGUUGCCUCGCAAACCGGUGACCUGCGGAAGGCUUUCGAGCUUGUCCGGCGUGCUAUCGAUGUCAUUGAGCAAGAAACGCUUCAAAAGCUCGAAAAACAAAACAGCGUUCCGGAAAGCCCGUCGCAAACUGCCUUGGCCGAGAACAACAACCUGUCAUCCCCUGCCAGAACUUCCGGUGUCAAACAGAACCCCAUGUCCAUGUAUACACCUCUUACCGCCCCUCGAGCGAGCAUCGCCCAUGUCGCACGCAUUACGUCCUCGGUCUUUGGACAGGGAACCAUGCAGAGGCUUCAGGGCUUGAACCUGCAGCAAAAAGCAGUGAUUUGUGCGUUGAUUGCAUUUGACAGGAAACGGCGCGAAGGGGAGAUUCCAGGCACGCCGUCUAAAUCCCGGAAUUCUGCUCCUACCGCGAAACAGCUCUUUGAUACGUACUGUGCGUUAUGCCGAAACGAUAACAUCCUCCACCCUCUUACAGCAACCGAGUUCAAGGAUGUGAUCGGAAGCUUAGAGACUCUGGGUCUCGUGGGUGAAGUGCAAGGUCGCGGGCGAGGCGGCACUGUGGCCGGGGGCUCUGAUCUGCGACGGACGCCUUCCAAGUCUAGCAAUGGGCCUGGCACACCUCGAAAGGCGAUGGAUGAGCAGGGUCUGGCAUGUUUUGUGUCGGAGAAGGAAGUCCAGAGCCAGAUCUCCGGACCGGGCGAGGGUAUCUUGCGUCGACUCCUCACCGGUGAGGGGUUAUAAGCAGCAUGCAUCCCAAGUAAUGCAACUGAGCAUCAGAUCAUGGAGUCAUUGGAUAGGCGUUGGUGUGUCUUUUUAUUGUUACAGUUACUUUUGGGUAUCUCUAGAGCGAGCAUGUACAUCAAUGAUAACUAAUGAGUAAUCAGC